Messenger RNA from Stegodyphus dumicola, 2161 nucleotides. RefSeq lists its product as uncharacterized. The record is from RefSeq and is a predicted model, not a curated record. NCBI's taxonomy places the organism in Eukaryota, Metazoa, Arthropoda, Arachnida, Araneae, Eresidae.
AGUUUCGUUUUCAUUCUUUCUGACAAAAUAUUAAAUGGAGCAGUUCAUACAUCCUUAUCUAAGUAAUUUCCAAUUGAGUUGUUUUCUCUUAUGAGGAAAUGAUAGUGUUGUAGUUGCUAUGGAAGUGUUGGAGAAUAAUAAUCAUUUAAAAGAAGCAGAACCUCAACCUUCAGGAAGUGGUUAUGGUUGUCGACAAGAUUCUAAUCUCAGAACAAGUGCUGUACCCAAAAAUAAAAGUGAAACUGACGUCAAUUUAUUGGUUGCAUGCAAAGUCCAACUAUCAUAUGAAGUAGUACGAUGGAAGACUGAAAGUUUAAGAUUGCAAAAAGAGCGCGAUGCUGCUCGUCAGAAGGCUAAAGAAUUGGAUUUAGCUAUUUCUAAACUAUCUGAAAGAACAAGAGAAUUAGAGGGACGACUAUCAUCAGCUGAAGGUGAAAAUCAAAAACUUAGAACAAAGAGUACAUCUGUAGAAGAAGAGAAUGUUUCACUUAUGAGAAAAAUAUCUCAGAGUUUUAAUUCUUACCAUUCAUUUCCUUGGGCGGGAGGUUCUUCAAAGCCUCUUUUCCUCUCACGUCAUGAAUCUGUAGUGAAAAAAGAUGCAGAUCCUCCUCAAGAGGAUUGGAAAGAAGUUUCACAGAAGUUACUGGAACAAAUGAAACAAGAAAUGAGAGAACUUCAAGAAUUUAGCAGUCAGUUUUCUGAACAAGAAAAUGGAAACAGUGAUAUAAAUAUUGCAGAAGAUGAAAAUUCAUCUAAUUAUGGGGAACUGGAAGAGAUCUUAUCUAGUUUAGUGACUAACACAAGAUCUCUAAAACACCAUCUUCUUGAACAGAGGAGAAAGUUGCAGUUUCUUGUCAGCAGUAUUGAUCCAGGUGAAACACAGAGCAUGCAAAUAAACCCUAAGACAAGUGCAGGAUCAUUGCAGACUUUAACAAAUCAGGAUGCAUCCAUUUGUUUUACAAAAAAUAAAGCUUCCUCAAACAAUUUUCCCAGACCUUCUGAUGAGAGUUGUCGUGUUUAUUUCACUAAACAAUUGGGAGGACAGCAAGGUUUGGACAAAGCAGUUGAACAGAUAUUAAAAAAUGAUAACAUUCAGCAUACUCGGAAUGACUUAAAUGCAGGCAGUCAUGAACAACAUACUGAUGCAAAGUUUUUAACUCUACAACCAGAUACAACAUCUGAUCAAGAAACUUUAAUUGCUGAAGAAGAUCGUGUGUGCCCUAUCUGUCAAGCUCCCUUUGGUGUAGUUAUUUCUCAAAAAGAAUUUGAAGAACAUGUGUUGGAUCAUUUAGAAGUUGAAAGUGCAUCUUUAUUAGAUCAGUAUGUUGUUUUAUGAAUUAAGUGCAAUUAUUUUUAUAUUAAUUCACAUUGGGACCACUGAUAUCAAGAGGGUACGGUUCUGAAGAUUUCAAAGUAUCUCAAGGACAUACAUUUUUACUUCAGCAGUUUUUAUAUUAAAUAAUCAUUAAUUUAGAUAGUUAACAGUAGUUAGAGUGGAACAGUAUUUUGUAAAUAUAUAUUUGAAAGCUUUAGAAAAAUAUCAGAAAGAUUUUCACUUUUAAAACUUUUCUGUGUCUAUAAACAUUAAUACAAAAAGCCUCUCUGAACUUGGAAUGCUUCCCAGGUACACAUGGCAUUUCGUUUCCAAUUUUCUGCAGUCUGCUUACUCUAGAACAGUGGUUCUCAACCUGUGGUGCGCAUACCCCAAGAGACGUAUGAAGAAAUUUACAAUAAUAGGGAAUACAGCAGAAUAUUGUAAUAAAUACUAUGAAAAAAUAAAAUGUCCAGGAAUUUAAAAUUUUUCAUUUAACAAAAAUGAAAAUACUUGUGAAGAAUACCAGUAAAGCCAUUACUGUAACCAGUACGGCCAAAAUGUGUACGAGCAAGUUAAUUAAUUGUAGCUAGCCCUACCCACACCAUUAAUAUUGCUUGAUUCCUUACUCAUUGUAUGCAGACACUCCUUUCCCACUUUGUCACAGUGAUUAGAAGGCAGUAAAAUUUUUAAACUGAAGUGAAUUAUCAAUGACUUAUGUAGCUGUUUUUCUUUACAGUUAUAAUACAGUCAAAUUUGGCUGAGUGUGAAGUGUUGUUUUACAUUAGUUUUGUUCUUUCAGAGUUGUUAAUGUAAGGCUUGCUUAAAUAAAAAUUGAUAAAUGGUUAA